AUGGAGACGAAGAACAACGAAGACGAGAUUCUCAGGCUGAUCCCACUCACAGAUUAUGGGUCCAUGCUGUUUGUACCACCAAACAGUCCGGGAAGCGGUGGACUCGCACUCUACUGGAAACAAGAGAUCCCGGUUCAAGUCAUCUCAUCAUGCAAAUCCUACAUUGAUACAUCCAUAUUAUAUAAAGGAAACCUCUUCUACGCUACCUUUAUAUACGGUGAACCAGACCACUCCUUGAGGAAAGAAGUUUGGGAAGAGUUGUCAAACCUGGGCAAUCUACGAGAUAAGCCUUGGUUCCUGACUGGAGACUUCAACGACAUCAUUGAUAAUACAGAGAAAUCGGGUGGCCAACAAAGAACAGAAGCAUCGUUUGGGU
This is a messenger RNA of Microthlaspi erraticum, 376 nucleotides long. The record is from the annotation of a GenBank genome assembly. Lineage: Eukaryota; Viridiplantae; Streptophyta; Magnoliopsida; Brassicales; Brassicaceae.